Rhizophagus irregularis DAOM 181602=DAOM 197198 is the source of this 1449-nucleotide messenger RNA. RefSeq lists its product as uncharacterized. Gene Ontology annotation, molecular function: protein binding. NCBI's taxonomy places the organism in Eukaryota, Fungi, Glomeromycota, Glomeromycetes, Glomerales, Glomeraceae. The record is from RefSeq and is a predicted model, not a curated record.
AUGUCAGAUAUCCCCGGAGAUUGUCUCAUUUUGAUUUUUUACGAACUAAAAGAUGAUCCAAAUUCUUUAUAUUCUUGUAUUUUAGUAAAUAGAUUAUGGUGUACUAUAGGAGUAAAUAUAUUAUGGAAAAAUCCUUAUGAGACUCUUUAUAAUAGUAAAGCUUCUAAUCAAUCUUUAUCAUUUAAUAAACUUUAUAACACAAUAAUCUACUUAUUACCGACAUCAUCAAAACAAUUAUUAAUUGAGAAUGAAGUUGUUUCAAUUCCAACUUCUUUUUUAAACAGCAAACCAUUAUUCAAUUAUAUUAGUUUUUUUUCAGAAAUUUCAACAGACCUUAUAGAUGAGAUGGAAUCUACAUUGAUUAAGAAUGAUCAUAAAUAUCUGGAAAAGAGUAAAUUAUUGGAACAAGAAUAUUACAAAUUAUUUAUCACCAAUUGUAAGAAUAUAUCAGUAUUUAAUUGGAAAACAGAAUUACCUUUAUAUCAAUACCCUGAAACAUCAACUUUUUUUUCUCAGCUCCAUACUUUAAGUAUUGAUAAAUUUGUAAGUUUAAUUUCAGAAAAAUUAUUUGAAAUGGAAAAAAUUUGUCAAAAUAUAGAGGAUUUGGAAAUAUGGGAUUGUGAUAAAGCUAUUCCAGGCUUAAUCAAAUUUAUUGAUAAUCAAAAGAAUUUGCGAUCAUUAGCCUUACAUUGUGAUGAAACAACAAGGAGUUUACAAUUAAAUGAAGUAAUAGAAAGAAAAGCUGGUACAUUCAUAAAACUUGUUAUAUCACACGUCUUACUUUCACCAAAAUUAUUUUUAUCGUUAACAAAUUUAAUUUACUUAAAGUUUAUUAGCAGUUAUUAUAACAAUAAUAAUAAACAAGAAUUACAAGAAUUGCAAAAGUAUUUAUCAAUUGCUUCUUUUCCAAACCUUCUGUACCUCAAAACAGAAUAUUUACCACGUCACGAAGUUUGUAUGUUAAUUGAAAAUUCUCAUGGAAAUAUUAAAAAUAUUGAUAUAAGGAAUGAUCAUAAAUUUGGUUAUACUAAAAGAUUAUAUAAAUCCAUUGCUAUAAAUUGUCCAAAGAUUGAAAGUUUGGGUAUUAAUAUUCAAUUUAAAAAUUUGGGUGGUAUAAAAGAAAUUUUCUUAAAUUGUGCGAGAUUAAAUAAAUUAGAACUUUAUAUAGUUGAUAUAGAAGAUGAAGAAGAUAAUUGUGAUGAAAUAUUAAAUAUUUUAGCAGAUUAUUCUUCAAAAACUUUUAAAAUAUUUUCAUUUAAUAAGGAUUUUAUAUUUUCAGUUGAUGGCUUACAAAAUUUUUUUGAAAAAUGGAGAGGUAGAAUUCCAAUUAAAUUUGUUACACGUUUUUAUAGAUGUCGUUAUUUUACUCAAGAACAUAUUAAGAUUAUAAAGAAAUAUUUUGAUGAAGGUGUGGUUGAUGCAAAACUUAGUCAUUUAUAUCAUAAUUGA